AUGACCGACACUAAGUACGAUUUUUUCUUGUCGAUAACUCCAAAACGGGACAAUCAAUCUGGUAACCACACGAACGUUUAUUCUGUGAAUGUGACGAUCUUUACGUCUGGGGUCGCUGAAACUGUCUCUGAUCGAUUUCUUUCUGUUACGCUCGACUCAGGCCUCCUGAAAACUAAUUGGCAGAAUUUAAAUUUCAGAUCUCGCAAAGUGAUAAAUCUGGCCAGAGAAUUGAGUCCAAUGGUGACCUCCUGUUCUUUUUCUUUUCUUCUCUCUUUUUUCUUUGUUAUUUUUAUCUCACCUUAUUUUCUUUUUCUUUCUUCUCCUUUUCUUCUACUUUUUUCUCACCUUCUGUUCUUUUUUCCUUCUGUCUUCCCUGGUUCCUCUUUUUCUAUUAACCUUCUCUUCAUUUUUCUUUACUUCAUUCACUUCUCUUUUCACUGCUCUUCACCUUUUCCUUUUUCUUUUCAAUUUCUUCUUCUUCUUCUCUUCAAUGUCUUCCUCUUCUUUUUCUUCAAUUUCUUCUCAUUCUCUGCAAUUUCUUCUUCUUCUCUGCAAUUUCUUCUUCUCCUUUUCUUCAAUUUCUUCUUCUCCCCCUCUUCAAUUUCUUCUGCUCCUUCUCUUCAAUUUCUUCUUCUUCUUCUUCUCCUUCUCUUCAAUUUCUUCUUCUCCUUCUCUUCAAUUUCUUCUUCUCCUUCUCUUCAAUUUCUUCUUCUCCUUCUCUUCAAUUUCUUCUUCUCCUUCUAUUUCUUCUUCUUCCCCUCUUCAAUUUCUUCUUCUUCUUCUUCUCCUUCUCUUCAAUUUCUUCUUCUCCUUCUCUUCAAUUUCUUCUUCUCCCCCUCUUCAAUUUCUUCUGCUCCUUCUCUUCAAUUUCUUCUUCUUCUCCUUCUCUUCAAUUUCUUCUUCUUCUCCUUCUCUUCAAUUUCUUCUUCUUCUCCUUCUCUUCAAUUUCUUCUUCUUCUCCUUCUCUUCAAUUUCUUCUUCUCCUUCUAUUUCUUCUUCAUCCCCUCUUCAAUUUCUUCUUCUUCUUCUUCUUCUUCUUCUUCUGCUCCUUCUCUUCAAUUUCUUCUUCUUCUUCUUCUCUUCAAUUUCUUCUUCUCCUAUUUCUUCUUCUUCCCCUCUUCAAUUUCUUCUUCUUCUUCUCCUCCUUCUCUGCAAUUUCUUCUUCUUCUGCUCCUUCUCUUCAAUUUCUUCUUCUCCUUCUCUUCAAUUUCCUCUUCUUCUUCUUUCCAUUCAUUACUUCCCUUUCCUUUCUUUUUUAUCUUCUCCUCCUCUUAUAUGCCUUUCUUUUUCCUUCUUCAUUUUGUACAGGGAAGCAAACAAGUCAGGACUCAAAUUGAUGAACUGUUUACUUUUGCUUCCAAUGUUAACUGGGGUGUCAUCUUUGGGCUUAACAUGCUUAACCGAAACCCUGUUUCUUGGGAACCUUGGGAUGCCUUCAAACUAAUCACUUACAUCCACAAGAAAGGCUAUAAGCUUGCUGGACUUGAAAUGGGUAACGAACCAGAUGUGUACAACCUAAUCCUAGCCCAUCCACCUGACCCGAAAAUAAUGGGGACCGACUUCCAAAAUUUACGCACCCUGAUGAGGCUGAUCCCUUUCCUAAAUAACAGUUUACUACUUGGUCCUGAUGUCACCAAUAUGUGCACAAAUAAUGGGGGCUACAUUAAAUUUUUUAGCAGGUAA
Molecule: messenger RNA, 1683 nt
Organism: Acanthosepion pharaonis
Lineage: Eukaryota; Metazoa; Mollusca; Cephalopoda; Sepiida; Sepiidae
Source: the annotation of a GenBank genome assembly